Messenger RNA from Aspergillus ochraceoroseus IBT 24754, 1672 nucleotides. Its product is annotated as SGNH/GDSL hydrolase family protein. Bases 219 to 1427 code for a protein of 402 amino acids. Gene Ontology annotation, molecular function: carboxylic ester hydrolase activity. The record is from RefSeq and is a predicted model, not a curated record. NCBI's taxonomy places the organism in Eukaryota, Fungi, Ascomycota, Eurotiomycetes, Eurotiales, Aspergillaceae. The transcript has 10 exons.
ACCUGAUCUUCUGGAUGCCGUGUACGGUUUGUCCCACACUUCACCCUUGGCAUGGAGCGGCCAUCUCCGUUGGCCGUCAGUGUGAUAGGGCGAAUUCACUCUAAAAUCCCGCCAUCACUAGUGUUUUUCCCUCCCCGAUAGCCCACAGAUCGAGCGUAAGACCCUGAAAAAAAAAAUAAAAAAACAUCAACAAUUCAUGUGGCCACGAGGUGCUCAGAAUGUGGACUGCACCCUUACUGCUGCUCACGACCCUGUUCGCAUGGUCGCCGAGUGUCUCGGCUACGAUUCUGCAGAACGGUCAGCCGCGAGACGAUCCGUAUCCCGGGCAGGUCCCCAGGAUCCAUCUCAACGACUCCUGGAGAAGCUAUGGGGCUGGUGCGCCGGAAAUCGCCUACAAAGGCCGUUGGGAUAGCAAGCAUAUUUCCUGGUGGUCAGCACCGGGGCUCAAAGUCCAGUUCUCAGGCGAAAAACUUGCACUGAGCUUCGGGGAACAUACGUCGGAUGGCGUCCUCGUCGCUUAUCGGAUCGGGACGCUCGACUGGUUAUUCUCGAAUGUGACCGCGGACUCAACCUACCAGUUUAUCGGACCCGGAACGGCGUAUGAAGAACUUCCGGACGAAGAGGACAGGGUUUUUGAGUUGCGAGUUCAGAUCGCCGGUGUAUCCGUCGACGUCGACGACUAUCUCAUCAAACCGCCGACGUUUAGGCGCAAGGUUGAAAUUAUAGGCGGGUCCAUCACCGGCGGGCAAUAUGCUACCUACGAAACCCUAUCCUCGUGGGCCUUCAUCUAUGCGGCUGGCCUCGGCAAUGUCGAGUUUGGCAUAACGGCCUACCCAGGAGCCUGUCUGGUGGAUAUGCAGUGUUACGGCGGCGGUGUCCACGGCACGAUCUGGUACUGGCAUCGGGCGUCGGACCCCGGCUCUCGCGCCCGCGACAUGUACGGCAGCGAGCCCGAAGAAUGGAAUGUCCAGGCAGAGCAACCGGCAGAUCUAGUGAUCAUCCAAAUGGGCGGCAACGACCACCGGCAUCCGAACAACAUCCCGGGCGAGAAUUUCUACCAAGGUUAUGUCGACUUGAUCGAAAACAUCCACCACCACUGGCCGGGCGCGGAGAUUGUCCUCAUGACCCAAUGGGGCGCGUGGGCCAAAAAAGGCGCCAGAUACGAACAGAGCACGAUUUACGAGCACGAGAUCCAGCGCGUCUACGAGCAUUUCAAGGACCGCAGAUAUGCCGUGCAUUUGUUCCACACCGACGGUAUCCUGGGCCACAACGACAUCAACCCGAAAAACCAUCCCACCGAUGUUGGGCAUAUCAAGAUUGCGAGCCACAUGCUGCAAUGGACGACGAUCAAGCUGGGAUGGGGGCUUCACCCAACGGGGGAGAUGCAGCAUGGGACGCUUUACUGGAACGACCAGCAAGAAUAUUGAUGCCCUUCUCCUGUAUUUAUUAAACGAGACAUUACGAUAUCGCCCGUCUUCGUCACAACGCGUUUCCUCCAGUACUGCACAACUUCAGUUGCCACGUAGCCGAUCCUCAGCGGAGAGUAUUGGAUUGCGAUCAGCUGGAUCGAUCGUAGUAGGAGACUUAGGAAACUUAUAUUAAUAUCAUGCGGGUAUGAAGUAUUUUUUGGAGAGCUACUUCUAACCGCAAUUCCGCCUGGCCCCAAGUUAUC